Ceratina calcarata is the source of this 1739-nucleotide messenger RNA. RefSeq names its product integral membrane protein 2C. Gene Ontology annotation, cellular component: plasma membrane; extracellular exosome; Golgi apparatus. The transcript is spliced from 5 exons. Gene Ontology annotation, biological process: negative regulation of amyloid precursor protein biosynthetic process. NCBI's taxonomy places the organism in Eukaryota, Metazoa, Arthropoda, Insecta, Hymenoptera, Apidae. The record is from RefSeq and is a predicted model, not a curated record. The coding region runs from base 1 to 954 and encodes 317 amino acids. Gene Ontology annotation, molecular function: amyloid-beta binding.
AUGACGGUCAUUACGAAGGCUAUUACCGAGAAGAAGGCGGAUAAGAAGGAUCAACCGUUAGUCGACGAUAUCGAGGCGGGAAGUAGUAAACGCUGUAAAAGAAUAGACGUGGAAGUUCAGCGUGUGAAAUGCGAUGUGAGAAGUCACUAUUUUGUUAACAGAAAAAAUAUACAUCGUAUUCAUGUUACUGCAACACAUCUGCUAUUCCUUGUUGCAUUGUUGAUCCUCGUGAUUGGAGUAAUCGGUGGAUUAUACAUAUACGAGCAGUAUGCUCGAUCCCAGAUGCAUAGAUUAAGAACUGGAUGGUACAGUAUCUCCUAUGACAAUUCAAACAAAUCUCCAUACACCAUGCCGGAGUCCGAUUUCAUUAUACAAAAUAUGUCGAGCGAUUUGUCCGAAGAGGAAAGACUCGAAGCUACCAAAAAGAUGUUUAGAAAGAAUAUCGAGAACUUCAUGAAAGAACGAUUCGAGUUUGACCUGGAGAACGAACAGUAUGAGAAAAUUGAUGUGCCUGAUUUUCGCGGUGGUCGUAAAGGCAGAUUCGUACAUGAUUUUCGCGUUAACAUGACUGGCAUCAUCGAUAUUGAUGGACAAUGUUGCUUCGUGAUGCCGCUUAAUCGCCGAACAACUUUACCACCGCGCAAUAUGUACGAUCUCCUUCAAAAAAUGCAAGAUGGCUACUACGAAGUCGAGACAGAAGUCGUACGCGAAACAAUGAAAGUAAUUACACCGCCUCUUACUGAUUUAUCAGUUAUUGGAGCAUACAUAGCUCGCGAAUGCCAAGAUCUACCAACAUAUUUACUGACGAAAAUAAACGGGUCAUCGACAAAUGUUGUCAAACGUAGUAUAUCCAACGGUGUCUUCGGCCAGUUCGCAGGGAAAUACAUCACAGAGUUCGACAUUUUAAAUUUAGAAGAUAUCGGUGAAUAUAAUAAGAAGAGUCCACAGAAUUAAAUGAAUUUAUAAUUAUUUUAGAAUAUUUACCACAGUAGAUCAAUGUAUAAAAAUGAUAUCAAGCUCAGCAAGGUUAGGUAAUUUCCUCGUAAAUCACUACAAAUCACAUUCCUACUAGCUACACUUCCUUUAAAAGUUUUGCCAGGAACUACUUUUAAAUAUAUAUUAAGUCUUCCCAUCGUUUUCUAUCUUAGCUCAGACUCGGUAAAACUAAAAAUAAAUAAUAUUACUGUACAUCUGUUUAAUGUUUCAUGAAUAUUUGAUUCGAUAACAGUAUUGAUUACAAAGAGGCUGAUAUGAAUGCAUUUUUAUAUAAAUCUGUAUCUGGAUGUUUUAAUUAUGUUCUAAGGAGAUGCCGACGGUGCUUAUUAUAAGAUAGAGCAAUACGUUUUUUUUUCGACUUACGUAUUUCUCAUGCUCAAAAUUUGUUAACACUUCUAGUGAAAUUAUAGAAAUAAUUCGUGUUGAAAUUGUUGUACACCUAAUGCAUACUCAAGAAAUUGGAUGAUUAAUAAUUGUACAAAGUAGUGAUCAUGUUUUAGGAAUCGUAUAUUAACUCUACGAACUGUGAAUUAAACCCUUUUUAUCAGAAAAUACACUUUUAUGGAAUGCGUUCUCGAAUAACGAUGAUAAAGUGGCUCAUUAAAAAUGCAAUAUUAUCCAUUCUCCCCAUUAGAUAAUAGUAUAUGUGGUACCUAUAACAAAACAUGUGAUUUUUUUUUGGAAAGACUUAACACCAAAAUAUGUACUGAUGGAACGUGAAUAAUAAAGUUACUGUAACCAGA